Messenger RNA from Pieris brassicae (large cabbage white), 2726 nucleotides. Its product is annotated as dynein axonemal intermediate chain 7-like. Gene Ontology annotation, cellular component: axoneme. NCBI's taxonomy places the organism in Eukaryota, Metazoa, Arthropoda, Insecta, Lepidoptera, Pieridae. The coding region runs from base 55 to 2679 and encodes 874 amino acids. Gene Ontology annotation, molecular function: microtubule binding; beta-tubulin binding. The record is from RefSeq and is a predicted model, not a curated record. The transcript has 25 exons.
GGACGUAUUUGACAUUUUUUGGUAUAACAUAUAUUGUAAACGUUUUUGUAAAUAAUGGGGAAAAAAGAUAAGAAAAAGGGUGAACCACCACCUCAAGAUGUCGAAGUUCAAGAGGAACUGGUGCUCACGACGGACCUCGAGCCUGAACCGGAAGAAGUUCAGUACACAGACACAUCAUACACCAGCGCAUCGUUUGAGAGCUUACCUCCUGUUGUUGAGGAGAUCAAGCCGAAAAAGAAGAAGGGCAAAAAGAAAGCCGAAGAGGUGGUCGAAGUGGUUCGAAAAACAAGCAGUGAACAGUUCCAGUGGUCCGAGGAGUCUUUAGUUGGUGAAGAACAGCAGAAAGUGGAAGAGGAAGAAGUUGAAUCAAAAAAGAAGAAAGGCAAGAAGGGAAAGAAAGGGAAGGAAGUGGAAGAAAUUCCCGCCUUUGAAAAGCCCAAAAAUUGGAAAAGUAUGAAUAAGAAGGAGAGAGAAGCAUGGCUUCAGCAGCGUAUAGAAGAAUGGAGAGCGGAGAAAGAAGCAGAAAAACAAGCCAUUUUAGCUGGAGCAAAGGAGAAGAGACUAGCCCUGGCGCGAGAAAGAGCAGAAUUGAUGGCAAAAGACAAUGCCGAGUUGGAGAUCCGAAGAGAUAUAUUAGCCAAGACGUGCGUUUUGUUUCAUAAAUUUGAAAAACAGAAAAUUGACUAUGCGAGAAAGAAACAACUGGAGGCGGAGUGGCAACAGUACCUCCGUUGUGACGGUCUACCAGAUCCGAGGGUUGUGACGCAAAUGAAUACGUACAUCCAUCUAUGGCAGAAGGCAGCCUGUGAUGAUAAUGAGUUGGAGCUCAGGUGCAGAGAUGCGUUACCGAUGUUGGCGAUGCUGGAAGAGAUUGUGGCAAACUCUCGACAAUAUACAGCGCUUCAAGCGCAGUCUUAUAAUGAGGUACGAAUAGCCCUUCGUGAACAACUAUCCCAAGCUAUUCAAUGCGCUUCCUACUCCCUCCUACGGGACUUGGAACAUUGUUUGGUCUGGGACUCAAUCCAGCUAGCAACAUAUGGAAGGGAGUUCAAUGGCCUUAUGCUAAAUAUUUGGGUUGCAAUACCCUUGCCUACCAGGAAACGGAAGCCAGUGGAACCUGAACCAGAACCAGUCGAGUUGACAUUUCCCGCGAUGCGAGUAGGUGUCAAGCUGCCAAAAAUCAUAGACGGUUCCAAUGUGUGCGUGCGCGCAGCCCGGUCUAUGGUAGAUCUUUUAAGUGAGAGUUCUAGGUCUUUUGCUUUAGCGGCUGAGAUGCCUAAUAGAUAUGAAGAUCUAUUCGUAUUUAAUGUAAAAGAGCACAUAGAAACAUACAAAAUAAAGAAAGACCAGGACGUUAUUAGAACAGCCUUUUACAAAGAGAUCAAAGAAAAAAUUACAGAAGUGGAGAAGUUUUUGAAGGCGAAUCCCUACACAAAAAAUGAGAAAGAGAAAGAAGAAUUGGAUAAUUUGAAUAUGGCUGAACCGCCAUUCUUGCCUGACCCUAGAACUUACAUCGGGGAACAAAACGAGGUCCGCUUUGCUAAAUACCUAAAGACGUGCAUGACGCGUACAAGAACGGGCGAAAUUAAUUUGAGGAAAUAUAGAAUUUGCAACGGCGUUCUAAAUUUGGAUCUACUGACGACGCCACCUCAACCAAAACAAAUGAAGGGAGGAAUUAUUUUGACAGCUCUACAACUGCCAAAACAAUUACAACCAAUGAAAUAUCAAGUUCAAUAUCGGGCGCCGUCACCACCAGCACCUGGGGUAACUCGUACUCCAGAAGAAAUAGAGACUGAGUUAAAGAAAAUAGAAGCGGAGUACGAGAAACUCGCUUUGGUGUUCUUUGAAUUACCACAAGAUAUAAUGUGGACCGAACCACCAGUGAUAUGCCAAUGGCAGGAACAAAGAAAACUUUGGACAAGCAACUAUGUUAAUGACUACAAAUUUAACGAAGACAAACUUACCAUACAGUUUAGGACCGGUGUUUUGUGGCCGAUUGGUAUAGCAACACUGCGUUAUGGGAAUUUGCCUUAUCAAGGUUGGGAUAUGAGACCAGACCCUAACGGAAAAGGCGUAAUAAUUACAGUGACAGGUGUUUGUAUAACUGUUACGUGGAUUUGUAUUGGAAACACAGUUAAAUUGCACUGGAUUGCCAACGCGACAACAUCCGCCCUAAAACAACACUUCAACAAACCAUAUAGUGUCAAGAAGAUGGUUCAGAUAAUGCGCGAGGCGGCGUGCGAUUUCUUCCCUGACUUUGACGGACAUAACCAUCUAGAAGGCUCUUGUCCAAAGGAAUGGGUAGCCGAGAGACACAAUUAUCAUGCUAUGGCGUUUCUAUCAAGGGCUUAUAAUUUUCAAUGGAGCCGCUGGAACCAAGCAGCUGGAAGUCGAAACAUUAUAAUGCAAUUACGUGAAGCUGUUGAUAAGAAAAGAGAGGGUAAAUUUCAACUACUUCACACAACACCGCAGAAGGCAGUAAUACUCAAAUGCAACGAGCUUUCUUCAGAAUUUGAUACUGACCCAGCUAUGGGCAUGCAGUUUUACCCAGACCUAUUCACAUUGAAUAUGUCCUAUGGAUCAGUGGAUGCUCGUCGGACAACUUUUAACAUGAAAUAUCGAUUAGUCGAGACCGUUUUUGAUAUGCUUCAAGAGUUAAAAUUGUCCAGUUAUUCGUAAUAUUCUGUUAAAGAUAAAUAUAAAUUUAAAAAAUAUGUCAAUUUUUU